AUGGCCGAAAUUCAGUCCCACCAACCGGGGCAGCACGGUUCUCAGCCGCGCUACCAGGUGGUCAAGGCCGCCACCGCUGCCACUGCCGGGGGCUCCCUGCUUGUCCUCUCCGGCCUGAUCCUCGCUGGGACUGUCAUUGCUCUAACCAUUGCAACGCCGUUGCUCGUCAUUUUCAGCCCGGUUCUUGUCCCGGCUGUGAUCACCGUGUCGCUUCUCGUUCUGGGCUUCUUGGCCUCCGGUGGGUUCGGGGUCGCUGGCAUUACGGUCUUUUCCUGGAUCUACAGGUACGUGACAGGAAAACACCCACCAGGAGCGGACCAAAUAGAUCUAGCCCGACACAAGCUGGCGACCAAAGCUCGAGAGAUGAAGGAUCGAGCCGAGCAAUUCGGACAGCAACAGACCUCUGGCCCGCAGACAUCUUAAGUACAGCGCGCCCUUGUACCUGAAACAAACAAACAUGUUCGCCAAUUUUAAUUUAAUGGCUCUGUGUUGUGUUCCCUCUUUGUUGUGUGUGCCCUUUUCGUGUCUCUGUUCUUUGUUCAUGUCAGUAUAAAGCUUUCAACUUCCUCCUAAACUCCCCCUCUUUUGA
Messenger RNA from Cucurbita moschata (crookneck pumpkin), 589 nucleotides. RefSeq names its product oleosin 1-like. Lineage: Eukaryota; Viridiplantae; Streptophyta; Magnoliopsida; Cucurbitales; Cucurbitaceae. Gene Ontology annotation, cellular component: membrane; monolayer-surrounded lipid storage body; extracellular region. The coding region runs from base 1 to 423 and encodes 140 amino acids. Gene Ontology annotation, biological process: sexual reproduction; lipid storage. The record is from RefSeq and is a predicted model, not a curated record. The transcript has 2 exons.